AUGAUCAUAACCUCUUUUAGACCGUGCUUAAAUUACUUCACUGGAAGUAGUGGAACCGGCUCGUCUCCAACCGAAGAUUGUUGCAACUCGUUGAGGUCGUUUAUGGUCAAUAACAUGGAUUGUGUUUGUCUUGUCGUCACGGGAAAUGUUCCCGUGUCGAUACCUUUUAUCAAUGCGAAUAUAGCAAUUUCUCUCCCGCGAGUAUGCCAGAAUUCGGUGCCCUUACAAUGCAGAGCCACCGGUGUUCCGCUACCGCCUCCAGGCCCUGUUUUAUUCGGCCCAACAUCAGCUCCAAGCCCAGCAGGCCCAAUUUUAUUCGGCCCACCAUCAGCUCGAAACUCAGUUGGUGCACUUGCUCCAGCUCCUCAUAGUCAUCACAGUCAAAAUGCUUCCAAAGCAAUAGCCGUCCUGGCGGCUCCUCAGCCGGCUGAAAGCCUAGAAAUUUCACCGGCGGCUCCUCAAAACCCCCAAUUAGGCCCAGCCGCCAAGCCUGGGGUCAAACCGGUGGUCAACGUCAACUCGGCGUUAAUUGUGCCUAAAAUGCGAUCUCUUGUACUUACAAAUGUUGUGCUAGCACUUGUUACGUCUUACAAGUUCGACUUCAACUGA
This is a messenger RNA of Striga hermonthica, 609 nucleotides long. Lineage: Eukaryota; Viridiplantae; Streptophyta; Magnoliopsida; Lamiales; Orobanchaceae. The record is from the annotation of a GenBank genome assembly.